AUGUCUGGAUUUAAUCGAUAGAUUAUCAUAGAACCUCCAAAACGAAUAACAGAGGCCGAUAAUCAAAAAAAUUAUGCCACGGUUUCAUUAUUUUGUCUUACAGUAACAAAUCCAUUCAGAGAUAAGAUAAUUAGAGUUGUCCUCAACUAAUGGUUCGAUAGAUUUAUCUUGAUGAUUAUUGUGGUUAAUUGCGUAUUUCUUGCGAUAGAUGAUCCUAAUCUGGACCAGCUCGACUAUCAAAUUAUUGCUGAUUAUAUAUUCUUAGUGCUGUUUACGAUAGAGAUGUGCUUGAAAAUCAUUGCUAUGGGUUUCGCACUUCGCCCUUACUCAUAUCUAAGAGAUGCUUGGAACAUUGUAAGCUACAAAAUUGGUUUAUAAUAUCUUUAGUUGGAUUUUAUUGUGGUUAUAAUGGGAUGGAUAUCAAAGGUGGUUACUGCAAAUAAUGUUAGUGCUAUUAGAGUUAUUCGUAUAUUAAGACCAUUACGUACAAUAAACUCAAUGCCUGGAAUGAGAAAACUUGUAUAAUCUCUUUUGAAUUCUCUGCCUACAUUGUUCGAUAUAUUAGUUCUAUUUUCGUUUUUCCUUGUUAUGUUUGGUACGAUUGCAACCCAGUUAUUUGGUGGACUUUUAUAAAACAGGUGUGCCAAUGACGAAGGAGUAAUUUAAAAAGGAGAGGAUGGCAACGGAUUCUUUUGUAACAAUUACGAUUAGUGCCCUGGUACAUGGGAAUGCAUUAAUAUUGGAAAUCCUGAUUAUGAAGUUACAUCUUUUGACAAUAUAUUGAAAAGUGUUCUAAAUAUCUUCAUAAUCAUCACACUUGAGGGUUGGACUGAUGUAAUGUACAAGAUCAGAAGUGCAACAGGCAGUGUUGCCUAUGACAUUUUUUUCAUUCUAGUGGUAAUAAUUGGAGCAUUUUUCAUCUUAAAUUUAAUGGUGGCUGUUCAAUUCAGUUAUCUAAAUGCUUAGUUCCAAGAAUAGAAGAGUAAAAUUGAAGCACAAAAGCUGAAGGAAACUAAUUAACUCAUGAAAAUCAAAGAGGAAUCACCUAAAUCGCCUCUCAAAGAAUAAGUCAAAUUUAACGAUGGCUUCUCACAGGCUCUUGGGGAGGUAGACAAAAAAGAUAUCUCAAAUAAUGAAAACAACUCAGACACAAGUCAUCCGUUCAAAUCACCUGACUAAAAAGAAAUUCCUACUGGAGAAGAAGUAAAGCCUGACAAUUAAUAAAAUGAUUAGAAAAGAUAUUAAAAAUUCAAGCAUUAAGUUUUCCUGCUAGUAGAGUCUAGAGGGUUCAACAUCCUAAUCAUUUUGCUUAUUAUGAUCAAUACUAUAUUCAUGGCUAUGGAACAUUAUGAUCAGCCUGAAUCUCUGACUACCGCUGUUAAUCUGGGUAAUAGUAUACUGACUUGCAUAUUCGCUCUCGAAAUGGUUCUUAAAAUGUUUGGUUUGGGUUUGAGAGCAUAUGUAAAAGAUGGAUUCAAUGUAUUUGAUGCAAUCAUUGUGAUUGUUGGUCUACUAGAAUUCUUGAAUGCUGGUUCUAAAGCCUUGACUGUAUUGAGAGCUUUCAGACUACUCAGAAUCUUUAAGAUUGUUAAGUCCUGGACCACUCUAAAGAAGCUACUACAAACUGUUUUAAAUUCUUUCUCAUCAAUUGCAAACUUAGGUCUGCUGAUGUUCCUCCUUAUUUUUAUCUACUCUUUAAUUGGAAUGCAAUUUUUUAGUGGGCCUAUACCAGACAAUGAAGACUUAUCUUUCCGUUUCAACUUUAAUACUUUCGGUUAUUCCCUCAUAACAAUAUUCGUAAUGCUAACUGCUGAGAACUGGAACUCUAUAUUGAUAUAAUUUAUCGAUAAGGAUGGGUUUGCUGCAUCAAUCUACUUUGUCUCAAUGAUUAUUUUUGGAAAUAUUAUGGUGCUCAAUCUAUUUCUGGCUAUUCUGCUUAGUUUCAUCUCUGAAAAUCUUGAUUAAGAAGAAGAAAAAUAAAGUACAGAAGGUGACAAUAAUGGUGCCAAUGACUUUUAAAAUGAAGUCGUAGAAGAGUAAUUUGACUACAUCCAGGAGAGACUCAGAGUUAAAGCAGGAAUAAAAGGAUAAGGCGACAAGAAACUCUCUGAUCAUGAUGCUCAUUUGGCUAUCGAAGAAUAAUCCAAGAAUUAAAGAGAGGAUGAGAAAUAUGCAAGCAAGAUGCAUAACAACAACUAACUUGAAAGCUCAAUCAGUCCUAAUGAGAUUCAUAUUGGAUUCGGUUACAAAGAGGAGAGGAGAGUUAAAAUUUCUGAGAGAUCUAAUGAAGAGGAAUCGAAGCAGGCUGAUUUCAUGUACAAUCAAAAUAAUAACUAAGAAAAUGGCAGUCAGCCAGAAAGAUAUAAUUAACUUUCAGAUGAAAUUUCUAAUCUUCAAAGACAUGAAAAUAGAAGUGACUAAUCUAAGUCUGUUAAGAUACCGAACUUGGAUAAUUCAAAUAAUCUCAAUAAAAGUAUUAGCAAUCCAGAGAGUGUUUCUAAUAUUUAAAAAGGUAGCACCGGUAAGAGAAGUUAUAAGACUAAGUCGAAGAAUACAAUCCUGAACAUAGAAGGUCGUAGUUUAUUUAUUUUCAGUCAAGAUUCUAAGGUCAGAAAGACUCUCAAAGCUAUUCUAACUCAUUCUUACUUUGAGAACUUCAUCUAUCACUUGAUUGGCUUGAACUCAUUAAUAUUAGCCCUAGAUGAACCAUAACUCAAAGAUGAAUAUUAAGUUUUAACCCUGGAAUUGUGUGUUACUGUUAUAUCUGGUAUUUUUAUCGCUGAAGCAUUAGCAAAGAUUAUUGUUCUCGGGUUUGCUAAAGGUAAAACAGCUUACUUAAAGGAUUAUUGGAAUAUAUUGGAUUUUACGAUAGUCUCCUUCUCAGUAUUGAAUUGGAUCCUCGAUUCAUUCAGUGAUAUCAGUGUUAGCUUUUUGCGUGGAUUUAGAGCGCUAAGAGCUUUAAGGCCACUAAGAAUGGUGUCGAAAAAUGAAGGAAUGAAAAUUGUAGUUAACUCUCUACUUACAUCCAUUCCUAAUCUGUUUAAUGUCAUGCUUAUUAGUCUACUAUUUUACCUAGUGUUCGGAAUCCUUGGUGUCUAGUUGUUUAAAGGAGCUUUAGGGUCAUGCAAUGAUAUAACCAUCGACUUUAAGUCCAAUUGCGUAGGAAGUUACAUAGAUCCAGGAACUAUGGAGCAUGUAGAUCGUGAAUGGUCUGUUCCAUUCAAUAACUUUGAUAACAUUUUUUACUCUAUGGUUACAUUCUUUGAAAUAGCUACUCUUGAGAAUUGGCCAUCUGUUAUGUUUGCAGCUAUUGACAGUCAAGAUAUAGAUUAUGGUCCUGUACUCGAUAAUAGACCCUAUAUUGCAGUUCUUUUUGUAGUUUUUAUUUUCAUCACAACCUUCUUCGUAAUGAAUUUGUUUAUUUCCGUCAUUGUAGAUAAGUUUAAUGAGGAAAUCAAAAAAAAAGAAGGCUCGCAUAAGUUUUCUGAGGAAUAGAAAGAAUGGGUCAAAAUGUAGAGAAUUAUGGUUCAUGUAAAUCUAAAAAUAAAGCCUAUUUGUCCGAACAAUAAAUUCAGGACUUUCUUUUUCCAUGUCGUAAUGAGCAAGCAAUUUGAGUUUUUCAUUAGUUUUGUUAUUGCUCUGAAUACACUAUUUCUUUGCAUGGAUUAUUAUAAUGCGCCAGCAAGUUGGUCAAAUGCUUUGCAAGUAGGAAAUAUUAUAUUUGUUUCAGUUUUUGCAGUUGAGGCUGCGAUGAAAAUGACUGCUCAUGGAAUAAGAUUCUAUUUUCUUGAAACAUGGAAUAAAUUUGAUUUUGUGAUUGUCAUUCUAUCUCUUAUAGCCUUAGAUGAAUCGCUAUUCUCAUUCAAAGUAAAUGCAUUAAGAAUUAUCAGAGUUGCAAGGCUUUUAAGAAUGGUGAAGGCAUCUAAAGGUUUAAGACAUCUUUUGAAAACUUUGUGGCUUUCUAUCGGAAAUAUAGCUAAUGUUGGCAUGCUUCUCUUUCUAAUAUUUUUCACCUUUACAGUUGCUGGGAUGGAUCUUUUUGGUGACUUAAAUGACUCUGAGUACAUUACCCUAAAUGCAAACUUUAGAUCAUUCUAUAUAACAAUCAUACUUUUAUUCAGAGCUGCCACUGGUGAGAAUUGGAAUGGAAUUAUGCAUGACUGCUAUGAUCAGACUGGAAUCAUUGGGAUAUUCUAUUGGCUUGCGUUCGAACUUAUCACCCAUUAUAUCUUCUUGAAUGUAUUCAUUGCAGUUAUCUAUGAAAAUUUUAAUGAUGUAAAGGCAUCAGAAGAUGAGAAUGAAGUACUUUCCCUUAAAAGAAAAGAUAUAAAAGCUUUCGUAAAAACCUGGGCUCAAUUCUGUCCAAAUGGAGAGCAUUACAUGAAAACUACUGAUUUUUCUAAAUUUCUUGAAAAACUGCCUCCUCCACUUGGAUAUGAGGGUCAUAAAAUUGAACGUGCUAAGCUCAAUAAAAUUAUCUUCUGCUUGAAUAUUAAAAGUCACCUAAGGGAAAAUGAAGGUAAGGUAUAUUUUCCGGAGGUAAUGUGGGCUAUUUUCCACUCCAUUAUUGGAAAUAAUGAUGAGCAAGUGCAUAACUGUGAAUAAGUGACAAACAUUAUGAAGGAGUUAAAGCGAAAAUACAAAGGUCUAGGCAAGCAUGUUACUCCAGAUAGUCUAUGUGGUAAUAAGUACUAUAGGACUGAGAUGACUGUAAGUAAGUAUAUGUGUGCAUUACAAAUUUACAAAAAUUGGAAAAAUUUCAAAGCUCAAAGAGAAAAAUUAAAGUAGAGCAGACUAUAAUAAGAUAUUUCGCCAAAGCCAGAUCAAAAUUAAAACUAUUCAGUUGAAAACAGAGGGGGAUCUAUUAGAUCACCGAAUAAUCCAUUCGAUAAUAAUCUUAGCAACAAUAUUUUUGGUAAUAACCAGUCUGACAAUCUCAAGAUUUCAGAUUUUUCAGAUGCAUAACUUAUCAAUAAAGAUUAGUAAAUGUACCGUAAUAAUGAUUAAAUGAGACUUGCCACCUUUAACAAUAACACCUCAGUAGAUAACCAAAAGGUAUUUUAAUUUGGUAGUUUUCAAAAAGUUUAAUCAUUUGCUUAGCAAUAAGAUGAGUUUAGAAUGAAAUCUAUCGAAGAUGAACCAUAAACAUUUAAUAAUAAUCAAUUAGAUAAUUAAUUAGGUUCAGAGGACUAAUUACAACCAAACUCUUUUAAAAAAUAAGGAACUCGUGGAUCAGAAAUGAAUAAUAAAAUCAAAUUAAAUGAUCAGAACAUUUAAAACUAUAUUGAUGCUGCUAUUAAUGAGGAGAAAGAGUCAUCGUUCCAGACGGAGGAGAUGAGCGAAGAGGUUAGUAACAGAUACUUCAACUAAGAUGACGAUGACCCAAAUAAUAGCAAUAAUAAAUAAGUCCUAAUUGACUUUGCUCAAAUUAAAGGGCAGAUGGGAGUUAAAAAUUUCUUAGAUUAAGGGAAGUAAAAUUAGCAAGACUUAAAUGAUUCUUAUUUAUCUGAUUAAACCAUCAAGCAAGAAGAGGUCAAUCAUUAAGAAAUAGUGAGAAAUGGACAAAUGAGAAUAAAUGACAUCAAAUAGCUUAAAUGA
Molecule: messenger RNA, 5598 nt
Organism: Stylonychia lemnae
Lineage: Eukaryota; Ciliophora; Spirotrichea; Sporadotrichida; Oxytrichidae
Source: the annotation of a GenBank genome assembly